Messenger RNA from Fonsecaea erecta, 891 nucleotides. RefSeq lists its product as hypothetical. Gene Ontology annotation, molecular function: ATPase-coupled transmembrane transporter activity; ATP hydrolysis activity; ATP binding. Gene Ontology annotation, biological process: transmembrane transport. NCBI's taxonomy places the organism in Eukaryota, Fungi, Ascomycota, Eurotiomycetes, Chaetothyriales, Herpotrichiellaceae. The record is from RefSeq and is a predicted model, not a curated record. The transcript is spliced from 6 exons. The coding region runs from base 1 to 891 and encodes 296 amino acids.
AUGUCUAAUUUGGUGGGGCUCAUCACGGCACUGAAUGUGCUGGUGUUUCGGUACGGGUGGUACAUGACGCUGGUGCUGACCCUUGGGUUAGAGAAAUUCAUCAGCGUCAAGAACGACAACGACACUCGGAUCGCACCCUUCGACACCGGGACCGACUUCUGGGUGAAGCUGAAGACGAGCCGGGCGGCAACGACCUGCCUUUUUGAAGCCGCCGACACUCUGGUGCUCUACUGCGGGCGCACCCUGGCCUGGAGCUUCAUCGUGUAUCGAGGUCGUGCUGGACAGGCCACUGUGGGUGACGUCAUUGCCUUCACAGGUCGCCGGGGGCUUCUCAUGUACCCUGUCAUGUUUCUCAGCCCCGACACCAGCUCCAAAAUCGACAUGCUCAUCAACGCCAAUCAGCUGAGACGGAUCAUUGCCAUAGAGUCCGGCAUGAAUGAAGCCGGUUCCAGGCUCGAGGUCAGGCGGGAUGGCGACAUUGACUUGCGUAACGAUAUCCAGACGGUGAAGAUCAGCUCCGUCCUCGAACGCACCGGGUUGAUUCCUCAAAGCCUGUUUGUGUUUAACGCCACGGUCAGGCACAAUGUCGCAUAUGGAAACCAGGGUGCCACAGAUGAACAAGUCCACGAGGCCUUUCAAUGCGCCGACAUUCACGACAUUAUCAUGUCGCGUACGAACGAGGACCAGGCGGCCAUGGGGAACAACGGGACGAAUUUCUCGGGUGGGGAGCACCAGCGCCUCAAGCUCGGCCGUCUGUUCCUCAAGGACCCUCGUCCGGACAUCGUGUUGAUCGACGAUGCAACGAGCGCACUGGACGCCGAGUCCGAGGCUUUCACUCGUGAGAGCAUGCGAAAGGAGUUUUCAGGCAAGACCGUCAUCAUUAUAGCGUAG